AGCAGCAUUUGUGAAGGGAACGGAUAUACUUUGAACAGAGUCCGCUGGAUUCCUGCAAAAUAAAACGUAAUAUUUGGCUAAGAAACAUUAAAUAGUCCCCAAAAUGUCCGGGCAACAUGACUUCUCGCGCAUGGAGCAGCAGGGGAGCGAUGACUCGGACAUGGACGUGCUGCUCGCGACGCUCUCACAGGAGGAGGUGGAGGAGCUCGAGCGGGAGCUCGUUUUCAUCGAUCCGGAUCCGAAUGUACCAGUGGGACUCCGUCAGCGAAACCAGACGGAGAAACUACCGUCCCAAGGGUAUGACAGAGAGGCCAUGCUCGACUACUGCGAGCGGGAGACGAAAAGACUGAUCCGGAGAGAGCUCAGCGCAGAGGGAGAGGUGAAAGGGGAGGGCAGGAGGAGAGAUCGACUCCGCAGGAUGAGGAGCAGAGAGUUCUCCAGGUCACAGAGUGGCGACCCUCAAGACAAUGACAGCAGAAAUGCUGAAAAUGAACAGCCUUCUGAAAAAGAUGAUGAGGAGAGAGCAAGAAAAAAAGAGGAUGACUCUAAAGAUUUCCUUGAUAAAGAAGAAAAAGACAAAGAGAAGAUGAUGGUUGAAGAGAAGGAAGGAGGGAGGGCCAUUAGUAAGACAGAAAGUGGACAAGAACUAAAAGAGAGGGAACUUUCUAGAAAAGAAAGGGGAGGCAGCAAGACUUUGGAGCUUAUAUCUAAACUAAAAGAAAAGAAAGGGGAUAAGAAAGAAAGAGAGAGAGAGGAGGAGAAAAAAGCGAGUGAAAACACAAAAAUACAAGGGUUCAUUUCCAAACUGCAUGGAGAUAAAGAAGCUGAGGACCUCAAAAUAAAAGACAAUAAGGCAGAUAUCAAGAUAAAAGAUGAAAUCAGAACUAAAUCACUGGACAAACAGAAGAACAGCAGAGAAGGAGGAAGGGUCUACUUGAAAGAUGGAGAAACAGAGGGGAGGAGGAGCAAAAUUCAAAAUGAAGAGGAGAAAAGCAAAAUGAGGGAGAAAGAACAGGAGGAUGAGAAACAUCCCUCAGAGAGGGAAUUAACUGGCACUCAGAAAGAGAGUGAAACCGAGAAAAAGAAAGAAAAAGUGCUAGACCGAAUAAAAGAACAAGCUAAAUGUUCCAAAAACAAUGAGGUGCAGAUAUCUACCAAUUCCAAACAUAAUGUCUCUGGGAACUGUGAUGGUGGGGAUGAUCAUUUAGUUACUCAAGAUGAUGAGUCUUACAGUGUAGAUGAUGAUUUGGACAGUGACACUGGUUCUAGCAUGUUUGAUGACCUACUAGAGCAAGUUCGCAGUGAUGACCCUGAACUCACAGAGGUCAAUGUCAAUAAUUCAGAUGCCAUUAAGACAGACACUCUGAUACAGUUUGCAGAGGGUCUCCGUAGCAACACUCAUGUUAAAACCUUCUCCCUCGCUAACACAAGAGCGAACGAUCAUAUCGCGUUCGCCAUCGCUGGAACUCUACGCAAUAACACCACCCUGACUGCCAUCAACCUCGACUCCAACCAUUUAACGGGCAAUGGCAUCCUGGCCAUCAUCAACUCUCUGCAGCACAACAGUACACUUAUGGAGCUGAGAUUUCAUAACCAGAGACACAUCUGUGGAGGCAAGACAGAAAUGGAAAUGGCCAAAGUCUUGCGUGAGAACUCGUCUCUACUGAAGCUGGGAUAUCAUUUUGAACUGGCUGGGCCCAGGAUGACCAUGACGAACAUCUUGAGCCGAAACAUGGAUAGAAAGCGGCAACAACGACUAGAAGCACAAAACCUUGCCAGACAGGACUUUACCCACAAACCCCUAAGUGAAGAUAAGAAGAGCUCACCUGACACAAAUACUCCAAGAGUGACUACAUCAUCCAUUCACACUGGGAAGAAAGACUGUAAAUUUGCAGCUAUUUCCAAAUUUACCUUAGCUCAGGAAACACCCAAAUCCCUUCCUACCAAGACACCACCUAGAACCCUCCCCCCCAUGGUGACAGGAAAGAAAGAGGGGGCAACAGGAAGUAGGCAAGUUCCUCCUCCACCCCCUCCCAGCCCAGCUUUAGUUGUUCAGGCCCUGAGGAAAUCACUGACCCCUAUCUCUCAGAGGAGGCAAGACAGCAGUACAGCUGUCCGACAGACAGAGGGGAAUUCCAGAGAUCAGCUCCUAGCCUCAAUCAGAGACUGCAGCAUGAACACACUCAAAAAGGUUGAGAUCCCAAAGUGGUUGAGAUAGCAUCUGUUUGGUGUACAUGCUAAUCCCUUCAGAUUCCCCACAAUCCACAUUCACCCUAUCAUCAUAGGAACCACUGAAACAUGAAGAUCGCUCUCUAUCAAACACAGGCUCCUGAGAUUCCAUAGUUGCUCUUGUGAGCCUGAUGUCUCUACUAAACUUAUCUCUACUAAACAUCUAAACAUUUGAUGUGGGACACAGUGUACUUUACAGCUGAGUGUGAUUAUUCCAUGGACAGUUAACCAUCAGUCAACACACUGAAGCUGUGAUGGGCAUCUUUUGAACAUAAUGAACAUUACAUAAGAACACAGUUUCUCUCUCUCUCUCUCUCGCUCGCUCUGUCUCUCAUAGGGCAUCAUAAACACUUUUUUCUCAGUCAACUAGAGUGAAUAGUGUUCAUCAUACUGUACUGCUUACUGAAUGUAUUAUUGUGGAAUGCUGUAUAUAUACAUUUCCUGUCGCUUCCUGGAUGUGAAAAUGAAGGGAAUGAAAACCCAUCUAAAGGUUUUGUGUCUUUGUCCAGGUAAAUGCAUUUUUCUAAACAUGUUUUCCUGUUCAUUAGAUAAACAUUCAUCUUUUAUUGUCUAU
Xyrauchen texanus (razorback sucker) is the source of this 2803-nucleotide messenger RNA. RefSeq names its product leiomodin-1 (gene lmod1a). Gene Ontology annotation, cellular component: myofibril; striated muscle thin filament. Lineage: Eukaryota; Metazoa; Chordata; Actinopteri; Cypriniformes; Catostomidae. The coding region runs from base 104 to 2218 and encodes 704 amino acids. Gene Ontology annotation, molecular function: tropomyosin binding. Gene Ontology annotation, biological process: myofibril assembly; pointed-end actin filament capping; muscle contraction. The transcript is spliced from 3 exons. The record is from RefSeq and is a predicted model, not a curated record.